Molecule: messenger RNA, 1555 nt
Organism: Armigeres subalbatus
Lineage: Eukaryota; Metazoa; Arthropoda; Insecta; Diptera; Culicidae
Product: zinc finger protein 75A-like
Exons: 4
Coding region: 175-1371 (398 amino acids)
Biological process (GO): regulation of transcription by RNA polymerase II
Cellular component (GO): nucleus
Molecular function (GO): DNA-binding transcription factor activity, RNA polymerase II-specific; RNA polymerase II transcription regulatory region sequence-specific DNA binding; zinc ion binding
Source: RefSeq, a predicted model, not a curated record
CUCUCUGAUGACAGAUGAAACAAAAAUGACGGUCGGCUGGGCUGCGCAGAAGAAAAUAAACAUUACGCGGCUAGCGUUGUUUGUGGUUGUUUGACUGCGUUUUCAUACCAAUCCCAUCUGGAUUAUACUUUUCUACAAUUCUCGAAGACUAAAAAACAGUGUUUUGCCGCUAUUAUGUCCAAGUGCUGCUCUAUUCCCGGCUGCCGUUCUCAGUUGCAAAACACCACCCUUUUCAGUGUCAGCGAAUACUCGAGCUUGGCCCAAUGGUGGACUACGACAUCCUGGUACGACGAAAUAAUGGAAGCAUCCCAACCGCGGGACCACAAAAUCUGUAUUCUUCACUUCCGUGAGGAUCAAUUUGACAAAAGCCAAUCUGAGCUGCGCUUGCUUAGUAACAUUAUACCAUCUAUAAAUCUUCCCGGUUCCUUUGUGAUCUCGGCGGUUCAUGAGCAGUUCAAAUUUCCUUUGCCACAAGCAACUGAAUAUGGAACCUUGGUGUUGAUUUACUGUCGUUUCUGCGGAAAAAAGCAAGCAAAUCCACUAAAGAACCAUUUGGAAGAUUUGGUGGAAUCUGAGGACUUAUUGCAGCUAUGUUUAGGGCGAGGUCGCUUUUUGGAAGGUUUUCCUAACGGAGUUUGCGAGCCAUGCAUUCAGACUCUAAAAGUAACGACUAGAUUCAUCAAGAGCUGUGGACAGGCUCAGGAAAAGCUGCAGAAAAUCUUUUUUGGAACAACACAACAAAUGGAGGACUCGUUGGUUAAUGAACAGGGAUAUUCAGAGACGGAAUACUCAUUCGAAAUGCCGGAGGCCAUUGUGUCCUUGAAAGAAGAGGUACUGUCUCCAGAACCGGAAGAAUUCGAAGACGAAAGUUAUGAGUAUCACGAAAUGAAAAAUGAUGAUCCAUUGAAUGAAAGUGAAAAGUACCAAAUACCUAUCGAGAAAGUGAAAAAGCCUAAGAAGCGAGGACAAAAAUCAACUGAUGAGCAGGGAGAAAUCCGGUGCACCAUUUGCGGUCGCACCUUCAACCGCAAGGUGGCACUCCAUGCGCACAUCGAGUCGGUUCACGAGGGAAGAACCUUUGCUUGUCCCAUUUGUGGAAAGGUUAUGGGCUGGCGGAAGACACUACAGCGACAUAUGAAGAGUCACGAGGAGAACUUCCAGAAGCACAAGUGCGAUGUUUGUGGUAAAUCCUUCAGUCGGCCCAGCCAUUUACGGUUGCACAUGGUCAAGCAUACCGGACAAAAGGUCCGUUGCGGUUUGUGCCAGAAUGGAUACCGUGAUAAUUACAAAUUGGGGGAGCAUUUGAUCAAAGCCCAUAAUAUGGAUCAAGAAACGGCCAAGACCUUUGCUCAACAAGCGCAAAAAUGGUGAAGAUGAGAUUUUGAAAAUUCGACCAAUUCAUUCACCUCCACACUAUUUUUUCAUAAACGGAUUUAACAACCAUUCAACAGUCAUAAUGUACUUUUUGUCAUCGACGCCCUUAUCGCUCCUUAUUAUAAGUUCGCAGUGUAAAAAUUUGGCCAAAACUAUGUAAAUCAUUUUGUCGUCUGAAAAU